Messenger RNA from Taeniopygia guttata (zebra finch), 3528 nucleotides. Lineage: Eukaryota; Metazoa; Chordata; Aves; Passeriformes; Estrildidae. The record is from RefSeq and is a predicted model, not a curated record.
AUGGAGUGUAAUCUUUUAUGGAUAGGCUGCUCUAGUUUGGAAUCGAGGGCCCUCACUCUCUUUCUUUGGGUCUCCACUGGAUUACAGCUUCCUUGGGCAUCCACCGUCUCCAACGUGAGCAUUGAGCAUCAUCGCAGCCAAAUUGAAAAUGAGAAGAAAGCAAUAAGAAGACAGCAACUUAAGGAAGCUUUCCCCUUCAACCCUCUGAUGAAAUCAUUCCUUGGCUUUCUCCAGGCCCAGCCAGCAGAUACCAAGAAAUACUUCCUGCAGUGGAUGAAGGUCUUUAUGCACGAGCUGUCUUGUGGUCGCCUUGAAGAACUGAGGCGAGACUAUCACGAGUUAUGGUCUGAAAACCUGGCAGGAAAGAAAAGCAAGAAAAAACCCAGUGGCAAUGAUGAGUUGCUGAGUCGCUUGGAUGCCCUCUCUGAUGAAAUCAACCAUUUAUCCAUUGGCCUGGAGCACCUUCUGAGAGAGGUGGGGCAGAUUUAUGAGGCUCUGGAAUUUAUAAGCUCCGAGACUGAGAGUUUUGUCAAACUGCCAGAAAUUGCAGCAGAGCUGAUGGUUUCAGGGUAUCCCGUGGAGCUGAUGGAUGGGGACGCUUCUUACCUGCCCUUGCGCUGGGUGGGCGCAAUCUUUGACAGCUUAAUUGAGAGGCUGGGGGACAAACGAGUGUUUGUGCUCUCCGUGCUCGGCGUCCAGAGCACAGGCAAGUCCACCCUGCUGAAUGCCAUGUUUGGUCUGCAGUUCAACGCCAGCGCGGGGCGAUGCACCCGCGGAGCCUUCAUGCAGCUCAUCCCAGUCAGCGAGCAGCUGCAGCGAGACUUGGGCUUUGAUUUUGUGCUGGUGGUUGACACAGAGGGACUUCGUGCCAUCGAGAUGGCCGAUAAACCGUCCCUGAACCAUGACAACGAGCUGGCCACCUUUGUCAUUGGUGUUGGCAACUUGACUGUGAUCAAUAUCGUUGGAGAAAAUCCGUCAGAAACGCAAGAUGUUCUCCAGAUUGCUGUGCAGGCUUUCCCGAGGAUGAAGAAAGUCAAUCUUUCCCCAAGCUGCCUCUUUGUCCACCAAAACAUGGGAGAAGCCACUGCCAGGGAGCAGAACAUGGAAGGACAACGGCGUUUGCAGGAAAAGCUGGAUGAAAUGACUGUGGUAGCUGCUCAGCAGGAAUUCUGUGGCGUCUCCUUCAGUGAUGUCAUUGGCUUUGAUGUGAACACCCACAUUCACUACUUUGCUCACCUGUGGGUAGGAAACCCCCCAAUGGCACCACCCAACCCCACCUACAGCCAGAACGUCCAGCAACUAAAGAGCAAAAUCUUCCAGGCUGCCAGGAAGGAGUCACAGCGCAGCAUUUUGAGGCUCUCGAGCCUGAAAGAUCGUAUUGGUGACCUCUGGAAUGCUUUGCUGAAUGAAAACUUUGUUUUCAGCUUCAAGAAUUCCCUGGAGAUUGCUGUGUACAGGAAACUGGAAAGUGCCUUUAGUCAGUGGACCUGGAGGCUGAGGAGUCACAUCUUAGAUGUACAGAUGAGACUGGACAACAAAAUUCGGAAUGGGGACUGGCAGAAUGUCACCAGAGAGCACCUUGAAGGGCUGGUGCAAGAGACGAGCGAUGCCAUUGAGAAAGACGUGGACAAGUAUUUCAGGGAAGACGAAGACCAUGAGACGCUGGUCCAGUGGAAAUCAGGCACAGAGCUGAAGUUGAAAGAAUUAAAAGAAGCUCUUCUUCAUGAAACAAAAAAGAAAUGUGAGAAUCUUAUUGAGCUACAGAAGGAGCAGAAGAAACUGGAUGCAAGGAAGUUGGAAUAUAAAGAUGAGCUCCUGAGAAGGAGUCGGGAGUGGGCUGUGAGUCUGAAAGGGAAGAGCCUCAGUGAGAGAGAGCUGAAGCACAGCUUUACCCGUGCUUUGAAGAAGUGGAUUGCCAAAGUCUCCUGUGCUGCUCCUCGUCCAGAAUGGGUGGAUAUCGAUGCAGAAAUUGAAGAUGUCCUUUUAGAGCACUUUAAGGAGCCGGGUUUCCAUGCACGGAUCAGGUCAUUUCCCAGAGGCAGAGGGUUUUCUUUUGACAUGAAGAAACACAUGAUGAAGAAAAAGCAUCAUCCCUUUUCCAAAGAUUUCUGGAGCAUUUCCAAUGCUGAUGCGCUCAAUUUCCAGCACAUCACAGACAACAUCAUAGAGUGUGUGAAGACAAAUAUUACUAAGAAGGAAGAGGAGAAACGCGAUUACAGCAGAAAUUUUAUUCAUGAAAUACUCGAUGAAGUGCAGAAAGGUGUGAACUCUGUCCCCAGCGACGGAAAUUGUACUUUUACCAGAGAGUACAGCAUAGAUUUGUCUCUGUAUCUGUGCACAAUGGCAGCAGAAAGGUUUAAAGCCAUGCACGAAGCAUUCCAAAUGGCAAAUGACCCAGUUGUGUACCUGAGAAGCAAGAGAGAAGAUUUCUUCCAAUGUUUCCAGAUUUCCUGCCAAGGAGCCACUUCUGUCACAACUUUUGCUGUUUUCCUUUGUCACAAGAUUGAACCAGCUCUUCGCCAGGCGGUCUAUGAGAGGGCAGCUAAAGACAUCGCUGAGGACAUGCAGGGAAAAUUCCCAGAUUUCCAGGGCAGCAGAGCCACUCUGGAAGUUUGCAUACUGAGAUACCUGGCAGAAAAGGAAAAGUUUUCGUAUUUCAAGCAGUACCUUAGAUCUCCAAAACAGUUUUGUGAGAUGUACAUUGAGACACGAGUUAGGAGGCACUGUUUGGAUGGGACUAGGAGUCUGACGAUGUUUUUAGAUUCCUCCCUUGAUCUUCUCUUUCAAAACAUCCUGUCAGCUGUUUCUUUAUCAACCCGAGUUGUCAAAGACAGAAAAGACAGAGAAGACAAAGUCUCUCUCUGGCUGGAUGAAUUUUGCAGGGAACUGUCAGAGGUGAUGAACUUGCCCAGAAGUGAGCUGAAGUGCAUCGAGCACCAGGAGGUCACAGACAUUGAGUUCCUGAGCAGUGCCAUGGCAGAAGCUCUGGAAGACCUGAGGGACAGGCUCAGGGAAGAACUGGCUGGGGCUGACCUGACCUCGUUUUCAAGGCAGCCUCACACCAUCCUGGCGGAGCAUUUUUCGGGAUGCAGGGCACAGUGCCCCUUUUGUGGGGCUGUCUGCACAAACACCAUGCGGAAUCACGAUGGAGAUCAUCAAGUGGCCUUCCAUCGCCCACGAGCUUUGAAGGGACUCAUGAGGUGUACAUGGGAAACCGACAACAAGUAUGAGCCAGAUGAACUGGCCAUUGACAUUUGUUCCAGCCUUGUUGCAAGUGACGGUGACUUCAGAGUUGGUGGUGGCCAACACAUCCCCUACAAGACAUACCGGGAUGCUGGACCUCCUUAUUCCACUUGGAACAUCCUUCCUGAUCCAUCCACGCAGGCGUACUGGAAAUGGUUUGUGUCUCGUUUCAGGACACAGCUGGAAUCUUGGUGCAAUGGGAAAUUUCAGGGCAAAGGAGAAAUCCCUGAGGCGUGGCGGAGAAUUACCAAGCAGGAAGCACUGUCCGAGCUGGAGGAGCACUAG